AUGGCCACAGCUUCAGUGAGUAACACACCAGAAUGUUCUAUUUGUUAUGAAGGUUUCACUAUACCAAAAAUUUUACCUUGUGGACACACUUUUUGUGUAGAUUGUUUAGAGAGAUAUAUUGGUGAUAAAACAGAAACAUUCCCCUGUCCGAUCUGUCAGCAAGAUGUUAAGAUUCCAGAAGGUGGUGCUAAGAUGUUCACUACCAACUUUAUACUUCAAACAUCCAAACAUACAACACAAGUAAAAAAACAACCUCCCUCGACAACACAACCAAGAUGUCCCAACCACAAUCAGAGGGAGGUGGAUUAUUACUGUAAUAAUUGUAGUGUAGGAUUGUGUUCAAAGUGUAUAGAUAAACAACACAAAUAUCAUGAGACACUGGAUUUAAAAUGUGACGAAACACGCAAUAUAGCCUUAGAAAAACUUCAACGUUCACAAAAUAUCGUUCAAAAACAGAAUCAAAAACUUGGAGAAAUCUCGCUCUACAUUAUUAGAAUCAUUUGA
Molecule: messenger RNA, 504 nt
Organism: Lottia gigantea (owl limpet)
Lineage: Eukaryota; Metazoa; Mollusca; Gastropoda; Lottiidae
Exons: 1
Coding region: 1-504 (167 amino acids)
Biological process (GO): positive regulation of DNA-templated transcription
Cellular component (GO): chromatin; nucleoplasm
Molecular function (GO): zinc ion binding; ubiquitin-protein transferase activity
Source: RefSeq, a predicted model, not a curated record